Messenger RNA from Aspergillus candidus, 1231 nucleotides. RefSeq lists its product as uncharacterized. Lineage: Eukaryota; Fungi; Ascomycota; Eurotiomycetes; Eurotiales; Aspergillaceae. Bases 286 to 1083 code for a protein of 265 amino acids. The record is from RefSeq and is a predicted model, not a curated record. The transcript has 2 exons.
UCUUCUUCCUUUCCCAAUCAGCUCUCUCUCUCUCUCUUUUCUUUUCUUUUCUUUCUUUCUUUUCUUUUCACUUCUCUUCUUAGUCGAACCAUUCUUUCAAGUUUCCACUCUCUCCCCCUCCCCUCCUCCACCCCCUCUUGUUUCCAUAAAGUCCAUGUAUGUCUCACGUACCCCAUCUCUUCUCCAAUGGGUCCUAUUUAUCUAAGCAAUUACCCUUCCUAUCUCGUCUUUUUACAUUUGUCAUGAAGGGUCCUUGUCUAUCAAUAGAUGGGCUUCACCUAGCAGAUGUCCGUGAACAAAUCUCACCCUGGUAGAGGACUAGGUUUCCCCGGUGUCGACUCCUCGCCUCCGAACUCGUCUCCGUGGCGCAGAGUCUCUCUCUUGAUCCGACGAGGGAGGAGUGUCUUUUCCAAACGCUCUGCAGACUGGCCACGCGAUUCGUCCGGGUCCCAGACUCCCCCAAUGGACUCAACCCAGCGGUUCGUCGACCCAGCCGCAAUGGUAGGGCUCCCUCAAGGCGCCGCAGGCGACAGCUUCGACAUCCUCGACUGGUACCCGCGCUACCAAAUCUGCCAGCGGUACUUCCUCGACCACGCCCAGCACAGCGCCUCCGUGCAAGCGCUCUCCGCGUUCCUCAACAUCCGACUACCAUUCCAGCGCCAACCCCACCCCGUGCUGAACUCAUCCGCCGACCCCUCAAGUCUCCCCCUCGCCGUCUCGCUGAUCCCCUACAUCCGCCGCCUCGUGGCCACGGGCAUGGACUUCCCGGGGGUGCUGCACGGGUUCUUCGGAGACGACUGGAGCGCCGGCAUCGGGCCCCUGCACGAGCAGGAGCGUCGCAAUUAUCUCUUCGCGGCCAAAAGCGGCGGCUGGGCGGCCGUCAAGAAGGACUACGAUAUCCCCCCGCUCGAGACGAUUCCAUUUUUGCGCCCAUUACAAGGGCCGCUCGACUCGGAGAUCGAAGCCGCGGAGCGGAGCUGGAGUGACUGGUUGGCGAUGGAAGACUGGAUGGUUGGGCCGCGGGCGCCUGACGUGCUCCGGGAUUCGUCUUCGAUAUCGCGACCUCGAAGUUCACGGGGUUGACCUUUCUUCUAUUUUUUUUCUUUUCUCUUUCCCUCUGUUUUUGCCAUUUGGGUCUUGUUUGGGGUUAUCGGAGGCUUUGUUUGCUAUCUUGUCCGUUUGUUUACUUUGUCAUUCUAUCUUGCUUGAUCUCUAUAUCUGGAUAUUGUCC